This is a messenger RNA of Daldinia vernicosa, 1743 nucleotides long. RefSeq names its product cyclin-domain-containing protein. Lineage: Eukaryota; Fungi; Ascomycota; Sordariomycetes; Xylariales; Hypoxylaceae. Gene Ontology annotation, cellular component: cyclin-dependent protein kinase holoenzyme complex; nucleus. The record is from RefSeq and is a predicted model, not a curated record. The transcript has 3 exons. Gene Ontology annotation, biological process: regulation of cyclin-dependent protein serine/threonine kinase activity. Bases 235 to 1350 code for a protein of 371 amino acids. Gene Ontology annotation, molecular function: protein kinase binding; cyclin-dependent protein serine/threonine kinase regulator activity.
GCCUACUACCAACCCUCAAUCCCUCAAUCAUGAGUUCGAGCAUGUCCCACCACCGCUUUUUACAUAAAGUAAAAAAUAGACUGUCUACCUACGAGUAAAGCGAAUCAUUCGAUGAUAUCGCCGUUCCUAUGAACGUCCAGAUCCGUUGCGGCCCAAACUGCGAUUCUUGCGACCCUUGUGACCCCUGCGACAGUACGAUCAACGCGGCUGAGACAUUAUGACGCCUUGGAAAACAUGUUAACUUCGUCGCCGUCAAUACCAGGAGCUACAAGCGCGUCGCCUAGAACCUUUCACUAUGCAACCUCUCGCUCUCCGCAGCAAUCACCCAAGAUAACGGUACCUUUACCGCGCCGCCAGUCCAGACACUCUCUAUCGCGCACCUCGCCUUCGACACCUCUACGAUCCCCGUCGCUCUCCAAGCCGAAGCAAUAUGUUGCAGUUGAUGCAGCUACGCAGUACUCACCCAUGGAGCCAUUCGACCCUACGGUCCCGUUACGGUCCGCCCAAGUAUCGGGACCGAGGAUAUCGAGCUCCACAGCCUCAGCGAUAGCGAAGACGACGAGCCAGCCCAAACAGCAACCUACCGCACCAGACAAUGCUCCCGGGUCAAGUUCGACACCGAAUAGCUCUUCCAAGAUCGAGUUCCAAACACUUUCCCCCAAUAAGAGACGCAAGUCGCAAGAUCCCAUAACGAUCGACCCGUCUUCAUCGGUGGUGGCAUUAAGCCAGCCGAGCUCCCCAAAACGGUCAAAACCUAACGAGUGCCCUCCCAAGGUGCUUCCUCUGAGAUACGAAUUAUGUGAUAGGGAGGACAUGGUAGUCCUAAUCUCAAAUAUGCUGGGGGAGCUUAUCGAAACGAAUGACUCUAUAGCCAUGAAAAGUGGCCAUCUCACAAGGUUUCAUUCUAGGACUGCUCCAGGCAUAUCAGUAUUAGACUAUUUGCAACGACUUGCGAAACACGCCACUCUUACCCCUCCUCUCCUCCUGUCUAUGGUGUCCUACAUUGACCGCCUAUGCGAGGAUUACCCCGACUUCACUAUUAAUACCUUGACAGUACACCGGUUCCUCAUUACGGCCGCCACGGUUGCGGGCAAGGGUUUAUCGGAUUCAUUUUGGAACAAUUCCUUCUAUGCACGCGUGGGGGGUGUGAAGGUAGCAGAAUUAAAAUUACUAGAACUCGAUUUUUUAACUCGAGUGGACUGGAGGAUAGUCCCAAAACCUGAGUUACUAGAGGCCUACUAUAAAGGCUUAGUUGCCCGUUGUGCGGGGUAUGUCUUAGAAGGGGACCAGUCAUCUUCAUCUGACGAUGGCGACGAGUCUGAAGAAACAGCAGAAACAGGAACUUCGUAGAUUAUGAAUGGAAGUAAGAUACGAGAGAAGUGGGGUACGUGAGAUGGACGAUGAGGUGGUUCCUGCGGUGAAGUCAAGUAGGUUGCUUGGGACGCUACACGAAGAAUAUUCGACCUUGGAGUUUUUUCGGGGACAUGGGUUGCAUUUGACGCCAAGUGCGCGGUGAAUGGGUUAGUACGGUUAUUUGAAUAUUAGACGGAACCAAGUUAGCACCGUCGAGCAGAGCCCAGGACAUACCCAGCGAUUGCAAUGUUCAUAGCGAAAGAAAGAAAUUUAAGAGGAUAUCAAACCUAAGGGUGGCGUAUGGGUUUUACGGUGUCGCGCCCAUGUUAACAGUUACCUACCUAAACUAAUAAAAUGAAAUAUCCUUUUUUACUAUUUAGAUCUUUAGCC